This is a messenger RNA of Brienomyrus brachyistius, 2182 nucleotides long. Its product is annotated as neurogenic differentiation factor 2-like. Lineage: Eukaryota; Metazoa; Chordata; Actinopteri; Osteoglossiformes; Mormyridae. The record is from RefSeq and is a predicted model, not a curated record. Gene Ontology annotation, molecular function: protein dimerization activity. The transcript has 2 exons. The coding region runs from base 701 to 1807 and encodes 368 amino acids. Gene Ontology annotation, biological process: nervous system development; regulation of DNA-templated transcription.
AUUCAUCCACCAGUCUCCUUAGCGGCUCAAUAACCCAUCAGUCUGUUUAUCUACUUGACUCUUACUAGCGGAGUUUAUUUCAUAGCGUCCUCCUCAAACAGCUAACAUGACAACGGGUUCGGCUCUUUCUUUUCCGCACACAACAUAAUAUCCUUUUAUUUAAUUAGAAAAAUAUAUAAAUAAUACUCCCUUCACGACUGAGCGCUUAGAACGGGGUCCAAUCCUUCUGUUAUCCAACAUCACUUUUUUUCCCUGCCGCAUUUCAUGAUACUAGACUAAGGUGAAGAAAACAAUCGUAUUGGGGUUUUAAGACAUAAUUUUUCCCUUUCGUCUCCUCGUUUUCGUUCGCCCGCUUGUUUUCCUUCCUCUUUUUCUCUUUCUCUUCUUUCUGCUUGCGCGAACGCGAGCGGAGUGACAGAUGGCGAGUCCCUCUUCCCUCGGGAAGGAAAUCUCCGCGAAUGCAGGCGCAUGUCAAUCACCGGCUCUCAUGUGAUGGCUCUUGCCAGUGACGUGCCAACCAUAUGGCCUGGCAUCAUAGCUGGUAUGUAACCCUGCCUGGUAGCGAUGCCACACUGUCUCCGCGCUCUCGGAUAACACUCAGAAGCAGACAGCCGCACCUAUAGGAGGUUUCGCUUAGGUCCCUGAAGAUGGUUUAGACACAUGCGCUUUCACCCCUAAAGAACUCCCGCGGAGUGUCACUAUGUUGACAAGACUAUUCAGUGACCCCUCUCUGCUGCCCGAGGUACAGAAGUACUCGGGCUGGGCAGGUGACAGUGAAAGCGAGGACGCCAAAGCCAAGGACGGAGAUCAGCACUGCAGGCUGGGCGAGGACGAUCUUGAGGAAGGAGAGCAGAAGGGUAUCAGCAGUCGCGCGCAUUCAGAAAUCGCCGGUGAAGACGAGGACGAAGAUGACAUUGACGAAGACGACGGGGACGGGGACGGGGACGGGGACGGGGACGAUAUUACUGAGGGAGAUAUGCCGAAAAAGAGGGGGCCGAAAAAACGUGAGAUGACGCAGGCGCGCAUAGAGCGUUCCAAAGUGCGCCGCCAGAAGGCCAACGCUCGCGAGAGAACACGCAUGCACGACCUGAACUCGGCGCUCGAUAAUCUGCGCAAAGUGGUCCCCUGCUAUUCCAAAACGCAGAAACUCUCCAAAAUAGAGACCCUACGGCUGGCCAAAAAUUACAUAUGGGCCCUGUCCGAGAUCUUGCGUUCUGGGAAAAGACCAGACUUGGUUUCUUACGUGCAGACUCUGUGCAAAGGCCUUUCUCAACCCACAACUAAUCUGGUGGCCGGUUGUCUGCAGCUGAACUCCCGGAACUUCUUAACUGAACAGUGUCAGGAAGGAAGCCGUUUCCAUGGGCCCAGUUCCUUCUCCAUGCACCCCUAUCCGUACCAGUGCUCCCGUCUCUCCAGCCCUCAGUGUCAGUCCAGCUCUAACCCGCAUCCUUUAAGGACCCAUGGAUAUUGUUCCACCUACGACUCAGUCUACGCUGGGGGCGCCUCACCAGAGUACAACAGUCCGGAAUACGAGGGACCUCUCAGCCCUCCUGUAUGCAUCAAUGGCAAUUUCUCGUUGAAACAGCAGGACUCCGUCUCGCCUGAUGCCGAAAAGAGCUACCAUUACUCUAUGCACUACUCCGCCCUGCCCAGCUCCCGCCCUGCAGCUGCCCACAAUCUAGUGUUUGGUUCAUCGGGAGCGCGCAGCGGUGUCCACUCAGAUAACGUUAUGCCUUACCACGACAUGCACUUACACCAUGACAGGGCGCCCAUGUACGAGGAACUGAACGCUUUCUUUCACAACUGAGGAACCCUCGAGUAGCCAACUGCCACGUCCCUUUUUUAUUUCCCUUUCUUUUUUUCAAGGAAAAUAUAAGCCCGUCUAAUAAUUAUAAAACAGUUACUGUACCGUUGUCUCUAAUCCACAUAUGCUGUCACUGCUGGAAAUUUAAACAGCGCGAAAGACGAAGAGAGAUAGAACGGUCAUUAUCUAAGCGCUUGUUUUUACAUUUCUUUGGUGUUAUGUAUGGCAGUUAAUAGAUGUAACGGCAUGUGAACGUCGACACUUGUCAAACAUUCUUCUCGUAAGUCCAGUGUUGCCCAAUAUACAGACUGAUAACAAUGAAUAGUUUUGAAACUUAUUAAAAUAUAUUAUGGUCGAAUCGACACGACACAAAAUGAA